This is a messenger RNA of Symbiodinium sp. CCMP2592, 570 nucleotides long. The record is from the annotation of a GenBank genome assembly. NCBI's taxonomy places the organism in Eukaryota, Dinophyceae, Suessiales, Symbiodiniaceae.
AUGGCCUCCUCCGCCUUCACUUCCGAAUAUUUGCAGCUGUUCUUGGUGUUUUUCGAGUCGCUGUCCGACAACCAAUUUCUCCAGGCCCGUAUUCUGGUCAAGCCGCUUAUGACUCUCCCGGACCUCAUGCACUUCCUGGCGGCAGUGUGGCCCCUAUGGGACCACCACCGGUUCCUCCUUAUGCGGAUCCCUCUCAACGCCAGACCCUACCACGACUUCGGAGACGAGAUCGCGACCGCCCUCGAGCUGAAGAACGCCCUCGCGCUGACGACCGGGAUCGUGAUCGUCAUCGCCGUCGACGUCGUUCGGUAUCCCCACUUCCUCCUGACCCUCUGCCUGCUGGACCUUCUCCUCCGAUUCCAUUACCUCCGGGACAUUCAGUCAAGGCUCGACCGCAACUUCCUCCUCCACGCACCACAACGGCGACCACCGGCAGAUCCCGCAGUCGGCGUCGCCGCCGCGACCGUGCUGGCCGAGACCGUGAUGAUCGUGAUGAUCAUGACCGUUCCCGAGGAGCACGUGAUGUUUCCCAUCGCGAUCGUGACCGUGAUCGACAUCGGCGUGAUCUGA